Messenger RNA from Spodoptera frugiperda (fall armyworm), 3407 nucleotides. Its product is annotated as P protein. Gene Ontology annotation, cellular component: membrane. Bases 315 to 2750 code for a protein of 811 amino acids. The transcript has 17 exons. NCBI's taxonomy places the organism in Eukaryota, Metazoa, Arthropoda, Insecta, Lepidoptera, Noctuidae. The record is from RefSeq and is a predicted model, not a curated record. Gene Ontology annotation, biological process: transmembrane transport.
AACACAAGCGUCAGUCUAGAAUCGCGCGCGAAACGACACGGUCGCGUCAAACGGCGGCGCCAUCUUGUUAAAAAAUACGGCCAUAGUGCAUUCCCGCGUUUUACCCUGUGAACUGUCAAACUGUGCUAUUUUCCCGUAAAACUAAUUUGUGUUAUAUUUAGUGUUUUUUUAUAUAAACAAAAAAAAACAAAACUGUCAACAAAACACAACAAUUUGGACAUAACAAAACAUAACCUAAAAAUCUUAUAGUGAUCGUGUAGAAUAAAGUAUAAAAUACUGUUUUUCAAAGAGAAAUGUCAAAAUAAUUUACCGCAAUGGACAAAAUUGUUAAGAGUGUUAAAUCCUGGCGUCAUCCCAGGCCUGCUGAGGAGUUGUCGAGGAGUCAGUACUCCUUGGUGUCCACCGAUCUUACUGAUGGAGCUGUUCAAUUGUGGUUGGGGCUGCCUGAUGAAGUGAAGUAUGAUCCAGCCCUAGAGCAGUUCAGGCAACAUUAUGAAAAGGAACAUGGAGGCAAUGGCAAUGGGGUACCUCGUAAGUCCAAGAAUGGCUCCACGAAGCGACUACCCCUGGUCAACUCCGCACCGCACCUCAACAACAACCUGCAGCUUCCAAGAGACGAGGUCGUGUUCCUCAACACCACCUCUAAGUGCCCUUCUAUUGAUGAGAAGAAGGAAAAGAUACUUGAAGAAGUUCCCGAACCAAAAAAGCCUACAAAGACCGCUCGAGCCGGACACUUGGUGAAGAUGACGAUGCUGGUGGCUUGCUGGAUGUUCUUUACCAUCGUGUUUCUGCUGUACAAUGAGAAGGAGGAAGUCACCAGGCAUUCUUCUGUCGCGCCUGGAGAAAUUAAGAGUUAUCCUCUACACACGGCUCAGGAUCUCCUAUCAAUAUCCCUAAAGCUCACCGGACCAUUUUUAUCAGAACAAAGUGAGAAGAAAUUGAAUGCCAGUCAAAUGAUGAACAUGGGGAAAAUGGACGUAUGGGUGGAGGGGGUCGCAACUGCUCUCAAGAAUGAAGUUAAUAGGUCCCCUCACUGGACAAUCAUGUUGGAUCCCGAAGAUGAGAUAGAUUUCACGGAGGGUGAGACUCGGACCACCGUCCUCAAAAUGGACGCGAAUCCAGGACCUAAUGCUAGUUACUUCUUAAAGAUGAAGACCAAUGUGAACACAACGACCCCAUUCGCGUUGAGUUAUACGAUGGACCCCCUGGAUAUCUCUACUGGGGUCAUCUAUGCCUGUGUGCUUUUGGGGGCCCUCUAUGUGCUGAUUAUUUUUGAGGUUAUAAACAGGACGAUGGCAGCAGUUCUGAUCUCCACUACAUCAUUAGCAGCUUUAUCCAUAGCUGGUGAAAGACCGACGCUACCCGAGCUGAUCUCCUGGCUGGAUGUGGAGACUCUGCUCCUACUCUUCAGUAUGAUGCUGUUGGUCGCCAUCAUGGCAGAAACUGGACUGUUUGACUUUCUAGCUGUUUUUACUUUUGAGGUAACAAAAGGCAAGAUUUGGCCAUUAAUAACCCUGCUGAGUGCGAUCACGGCGAUUAUAUCAACAUUCUUGGACAACGUGACGACAGUACUGCUUAUGACACCAGUCACAAUUAGAUUAUGCGAAGUGAUGGAUCUGGACCCCAUACCAGUGUUGAUGUCCAUGGUACUGUUCAGUAAUAUUGGGGGCACUGUGACCCCAGUCGGUGACCCCCCAAAUGUCAUCAUCGCAUCCAAUAAAGCUGUUAUUCAGUCGGGCAUCAACUUCACCAACUUCACGCUGCACAUGACGUUCGGUAUCCUGCUGGUGUGCGUGCAGACGUACUUCCAGUUCCGGUACAUCUACAGGGAUACUGACAAGCUGAGGCUGAAUGAGCCACGGGAUAUUCAAGAUCUCCGACAUCAGAUUUCAAUAUGGCGGCGAGCAGCCGAUUCCCUUCCUCAUCUGAGCAGAGAUGAGCUGGUGGUCAGGGAACGGCUGGACCGCAAGGUUCGGAAGCUGACGGGCAGGCUGGAGGCGCUGGUCAAGGAGACCAAGAUCAGAGCCUGUCCCAAGGAGUGCUUCGAGACCAUGCUGGCUGAUAUGAAGGAUAAGUACAAGAUUCGAGACAAAGUGUUACUCGUGAAAUGUACGGUCGCCAUCACAUUCGUAGUCACCGUGUUCUUCCUGCAUUCGCUGCCUGAGUUCAACCGAGUGUCCUUGGGCUGGACGGCGCUGCUGGGCGCACUGCUGCUGCUGACGCUGGCAGACCGCGAGGAUCUGGAGCCAGUGCUGCACAGGAUCGAGUGGUCCACACUGCUGUUCUUCGCCGCACUCUUCGUACUCAUGGAGGCGUUGUCAAAGUUGGGUCUCAUUGAGUACAUUGGAGGGUUGACGGAGAGCGUCAUCCUUAAAGUGGAUGGGAACGCGAGGUUGGCAGUGGCCAUCUUAUUGAUGUUGUGGGUCUCCGGACUAACAUCAGCCUUCGUGGACAAUAUACCGCUGACCACGAUGAUGGUGCGAGUGGUGACCUCUUUGGGUAACAAUCCCACCCUCAACCUGCCCAUGGCUCCCUUAAUAUGGGCGCUGUCAUUUGGCGCCUGCUUAGGAGGAAACGGCACUUUAAUCGGCGCCAGCGCAAACGUGGUAUGCGCAGGAGUGGCUGAACAACACGGGUACCGAUUCACCUUCCUACAAUUCUUCAAAAUAGGUUUUCCUAUAAUGAUAGGUCAUCUAAUAGUAGCUUCAGGAUACCUAAUGCUAUGUCACUGUGUCUUCCAAUGGCAUUAGAAAGAGAUAAAACAUGUCGGAAAGAGACAGCAAUACUUUUGAGUAUUUUAGACUAUGUUUGGACUUGUUUAAUUUUAUUUAUCGUUGUUUUGUGAGAUUUUUGAACGUACGUUUAGUAGUUAUGUGAUUUAAGAUUUUAUUAUGUACUUAUUACGAAGCUGCUAGCUCUCAUUUAGAUUUUCAGGUCGAUAUGUUAAUAGGAGAUCGGUAAAUUUCAGUAGCAAAUGUCUCUUUUGUUAUUUAUUCAUAUACAUCAGGCGACGAAGGCCCAUAUUAAUACAAUAAUACUGUACUAAAACAUAUAAAAUACUAUAAAUAUGUAAUUAUGCACUUAUUUUUUGUGGUCACACGAUGUGACGAUGCCUGUCACGUUAAAUCUGCCUCGAAAACAAAGUAUUUAUUUCAAAUAGACCCAGGCGCUUUUGAUCGUCAAAGCAAAUAUAAUAAUAUUAAUAACGUCUGUCUGUCGGUCAGUCUUCUAGUAAAGCUAUUUAAACGUACCAAAGUGUAGAUUCCUAUGUAGAAGAACGAGCAAGAAACUCCAUGGGUUAAUCAAAAUUCGUUCAGCAUUAUUGAGUAACAAACAAGAUUUCAGGUAGGUUUUGUCAUUACCGUGAUUUUUUUAUGAAAUACAUACUACUGUACUGUACUAUACUA